AUGCCCGCAUGUAUGCUGCCGCUGCUACUCACCACCACCACCACCACCACCUUCGCCUUCCUCCUGUCCACCGUCACCGCCCAAGCGCCCUUCAUAGGAGGCAAGUCCGGAAGCCAUACCGACCUCAAUCGCUGGUGUGGAAAGCCGUAUGACGCCGGGUGAGUGAGACUACACGAAUCGGGAGACAUGGCGCAUUUCUCACAACAUCACAGGUCGCCCAACUUCGAUCCGGGCGGGCGGCUGGGGCCUCCGCCAUCCUCGAAGCAGCCUCUGCUAGAUCUGCAGCUCCACACCAGGCAUACCAUCUACGACAGUGGCGAGCACAUGGGCGAGUUCAUCGUCAACGCCGCCCUAUCCCCAUUCCACGGACAGCCCCUUGGAAGUCAUUGGUCCAGCCUUCACGACUCUUCCCACGAGCUGGAUUUCCAAAUCACCAUUGACGGCUUCCGCAGUGCCCUGGUCUCCAACAAAGCCCUGCUCAACACCACCAGAAAUGUCUUCAGCUUCGGUUUGAGAGACUUGGAGCCGCGUCUAGAGCCAUAUAACGUCUCCUUGACCGCGAGGUCGGGAGGAGCCCCAGAGCAGGAGUCCUGGGAGGUCACCACGGACCUGUACUACCUGCCCAAGAAGAACAGCGGGAGCACGGUGAAGAUUGGUGGGUGCUUCCUUCCUCGCCAAAAUUGUACCGAUGCUCGGCUAAUUCAUCCAACUCAGACAAUCUUGAUGGUGGCUUGCUUGUGUCCAACAACGCCACAGGAUACACCUUCCAACCACUGCUCCCCUUCGGCUUCUACACAAAGUGCGAUACCUACCUGGAAUACAGUCUCGCCAACGUCUCGGCAUACAAGGACUACGGAUUCAACGCCCUCAAUCCAGUCUGCGCCUUUACAGAUGGCCAUCUGGGCUACUUGUAUGACUGGAUGGAUUCGCUGGAUCUGUGGUAUCAGUACGACAUGAGGGGCUCAUACACCAACCUCACCUCGGUUGCGGAGCAGAUCCCACUGGUGAAGGACCGCUCGAAUCUGCUUACCUGGUACACUGCCGACGAACCCGACGGCUGGGAAUAUGCCCUGAACAGCACACGUCUAGCCUACGAUCUCCUGAGAAAGCAGGACCCGUACCAUCCGACCGCGCUGGUACUGAAUUGCCAGAACUACUACUUCGAAAAUUACGCUGCUGGAGCAGACAUCAUCAUGGAAGAUGCAUACCCGGUUGGCAUUGACCCGACCUUCAGUCGCAAGUUCAACACAACCGUAAACGAAACAUAUGGAGAUGCUGGCUGCGACAACUGUAUCGGCUCGCUGCGGGAUGUCAGUGAUCGACUCGACGACUUUGUUGAAUAUCAGACUUGGCUGGGUGGCGUAGCAAAGCCACUCUGGGCAGUACUCCAAGCCUUUUCCGGCGAGCACUACUGGUCUCGAGACCCCACCCCCGAGGAGACCUGGGUCAUGAUGGUCUUGGGAUUCAACCACAAGGCGAAGGCGAUGAUGAGCUGGUGCUUCCCCUGGACUACGCGUCUGGAGAGCGCACACGGUGAGAUGGCCAAGGUCGCUUCAUCCAAAGAAGUCAGUCGAUUUCUACUCGGUGGCGAUCCUGUCGCCAUUGCGAGUAAUUCGUCCCUCGACAUCGCAUACUGGAGCGUCGCCAACCAGAUCCUAGUAUCCGUGGCGCACGUCGAGAACAGUACAAUCACUGACGCAGUAUCGAUUGAUCUGCCGCCGAACGUGACCCGCAUUCGAAGCCAGCCGUGGGGAUCGCUAUCAUGGAGUCUGGAGCGGGACGGAAAGCUUUGUACCUACGGACUGGACGGACUGGCGACCAGCAUGUUGAUCUUAGACAGAUGA
This is a messenger RNA of Lecanosticta acicola, 1844 nucleotides long. Lineage: Eukaryota; Fungi; Ascomycota; Dothideomycetes; Mycosphaerellales; Mycosphaerellaceae. The record is from the annotation of a GenBank genome assembly.